This is a messenger RNA of Anopheles stephensi (Asian malaria mosquito), 557 nucleotides long. RefSeq lists its product as uncharacterized. The transcript has 2 exons. The record is from RefSeq and is a predicted model, not a curated record. NCBI's taxonomy places the organism in Eukaryota, Metazoa, Arthropoda, Insecta, Diptera, Culicidae. The coding region runs from base 64 to 534 and encodes 156 amino acids.
CUGCUGGACCUGGACUUGAAGUUUAGUUAGGUGUGAACGUUUCAUCAAGCUGGCCACUGGAACAUGAUCUCGCUACAGUUUGUGCUAGUCGGUGUUCUACUGCAUCUGCUUUCCGCAUCUGCCGACGGCAAAGAUCACAAUUACAUUUUCGAUGCGUCCGAGCUGGACUGUCCGGGCAAUGUGACGCACGGACCGAUCACGCUCACCGCCUACCAUCCACUGUUCGAUUCGGACCGGAAGCGUGACUAUCUGGACGCCCAGAACCGCAAGCUGUACACGCUGCAGGAAUAUCUGGACAAUCGGGCACCGUACGUGACGGUUGGGAUGGAUCCGGACUUGAAGCUACCGUACGGCAAGGAGGCCUGCAUACCCGAGCUGAACCGCCAUUUUAGACGAGCCGUUCGGUUGCAGGUGCGUGACACACACGAGGAUCUGCGUGGUGGUGGCAUGCGACGGGUAGAUAUCUGCGUACGCACACAGGAGGACAGUUAUGAUGAUAUCGUUAACAUGCUGCAAGUGACACUCGUACUGUAACAAUACAACCACAGACAAACACA